UGGAUAAAGUUCGUCUCCACGUUGGAAGUGCUAGAAAGUACAUUGUAUCGAGUGAGAUACAGCAUCUGCUUAGAAAAGGAAAGCCUUGUUUCAGUUGGAAAAUCGAAUAAAACAAUUCUUAAUUGAAAAGACAUAUAUCGAUUGAGGAAGUGAAUAUUUUUGUUUGAUACUAUUCUUCUUUUAUCAAGUCUCAAGAAAAGUUUCCACGUAGGACAUCAAAAGUUGUCCUCCGACUUGAGUUUUGAACAUUAGUCAACUUGUCCUAAAAUUGUCAAAAGAUUGGGGACAUCGGAUUGCAGUUUAUCACUCCAAAUUGUUUAUUGCAAUUUCAACAGUUGAUGCUUUUAUUUUUUCCCAACAACUAUCUUCGAGAUAAAGACCAGUCAAUUGAUGCCCACCAAGAUGGAAGCUACAUUCUAUGACGAAUCGGUAACUGGUCAGCAAGGCGCAGUGGGUGGAUAUCAUGGGUUUAACCCGAAUAGUAUGAAGCAGAGUAUGACACUGAACCUCAACGACCCUAAAAUGUUUAAACCUCAUCUGCGGGCGAAAGCUAUCGAUAUACUGACGUCCCCUGAUGUGGGAUUAUUAAAACUGGCCUCUCCGGAAUUGGAAAGGCUCAUCAUCCAGUCCUGCAAUGGUUUAACGACUCCGACCCCAACUCAGUUCCUCUGUCCCAAGAACAUCACCGACGAGCAAGAGGGUUUUGCUGAGGGUUUCGUGAGGGCGCUCGCGGAGCUUCAUUAUCAACAGCAUAUGCCUAAUGGCAGUUGUGACUCUCAGACGAAUGCUUCCAACGACAUGGCAUCCGCAUCUACUGUAUUGGACAGUCCUAUACCCUACAGCUGCACCGUGCGCCCCAAGCCACCGGAAUACACAAACUUGGGCCUUUUCAAUCGGGCUGUCAGCUCUGCGUCGGCACCUACCGGCGACAGACACUCUUCCGCCAGUUACACGUCCGUCCCGUCCCAAACCCACAUCGAGACCCAGCUGCCAGCCCAGCACCCACGGCUACAGCCAUUCAAAGAGGAGCCCCAGACGGUGCCCGAGAUGAGCGGCGAUACCCCUCCGAUGUCUCCUAUCGACAUGGAGAGCCAGGAGAGGAUAAAGGCCGAGAGAAAGCGCAUGAGGAACAGGGUGGCCGCGUCUAAAUGCCGGAAAAGGAAGCUGGAGAGGAUCUCUAGGCUGGAGGACAGGGUCAAAAACCUGAAGACGCAACACACAGAGUUGGUCUCUUCUGCCAACGUGCUCCGGGACGAACUGGCACUGCUCAAACAGAAGGUCAUGGACCAUGUUAACAGCGGGUGCCAACUCAUAUUGACGCAGCAGCUCCAGGCGUUCUGAACAGCCAUAAGACAUUGCGGUUUGAGUGAGAGACUUUUCAUUAUGGGACCAAACGCAGCUCAUAUAGGGGCGUGUUCUUCGUCUUUGCGCCCUGACAGAAUGGCGACAAGAAAAAUAAACGUAUUCGUGGAAUAAAUAGGCUAGUGGUGGCUACGGCCAACAAACAGUGGCAAUGCCUGUUGAUCGAUUACGAGUUCUGACAUUGUCUAGUAUGUAUAUAGACCAAGUCUAGCACUGAGUUUUCUCACCAGCGACAAGUUGUACAAUGUAACACUAUAACGUUACGAGACAUUGCUUUUUUGACACACCUUGUGCGAGGAUUGACCCAGAGGUGUUUGUGUACUAGGACUGACACAAAACUGCCUUACUUUCUUAACAUUUACAUUAAUACCAUUUUGUGAAGAGGUUCAAACAAAUGUUAGACCUGAAUGAAUACUUUAUCAUAAUACUAUUUUUAUGCCUGUCUUUUGAGCACUUCAGAAAAUACAAAUAUACGACAAAUACAAUGUGGAAUAAAAAGUCAUGAAUUGAGAAUAUUGUCUUUGUUAUAAUUAUAAAGAAUCGGGUUUUAAAUAGCUUUUAUUGGCGCAGAGAAAACGUUGAAUAGUUCGUUCUUGGAUGAACAGUGAAUACAUUUAAUGUUUGUUAACAGUAAAAUGGGGACAGACUGACCAUUGAGUCACUCCAGUGUAGUGUAAUCGCUUGGUAGGGGACCGUGCUCCUCGACGACGAUUGGACACCGUUUCGGAAAUGAGCAGCAAGCAAGCCAAAUAUGGCAAGAGAGCUCUGGGAGCAGUUACGUUUUCUAUGACGGUGGGUCAGGGUGUGCCUAAAAUACUGUCUGUCUCCUGUUGUAAAUGCUGGUUGGUACUAAUAGUCUUACGACUGGUGUUUGUUUUAAGGAGCUGAGGUGCUAUAUAAUAAAUUAAAAUAUCUUUGAUAACGAGUU
This is a messenger RNA of Oncorhynchus gorbuscha (pink salmon), 2290 nucleotides long. RefSeq names its product transcription factor AP-1-like. The transcript has a single exon. NCBI's taxonomy places the organism in Eukaryota, Metazoa, Chordata, Actinopteri, Salmoniformes, Salmonidae. Gene Ontology annotation, molecular function: DNA-binding transcription factor activity, RNA polymerase II-specific; RNA polymerase II cis-regulatory region sequence-specific DNA binding; transcription factor binding. Gene Ontology annotation, cellular component: transcription regulator complex. Bases 391 to 1341 code for a protein of 316 amino acids. Gene Ontology annotation, biological process: regulation of cell cycle; regulation of cell population proliferation; regulation of transcription by RNA polymerase II. The record is from RefSeq and is a predicted model, not a curated record.